Molecule: messenger RNA, 1614 nt
Organism: Dothidotthia symphoricarpi CBS 119687
Lineage: Eukaryota; Fungi; Ascomycota; Dothideomycetes; Pleosporales; Dothidotthiaceae
Product: FAD-binding domain-containing protein
Exons: 2
Coding region: 1-1614 (537 amino acids)
Molecular function (GO): FAD binding
Source: RefSeq, a predicted model, not a curated record
AUGCGAUCGUUCCUAACUAUCACGCUUGGCUUUAUUUCAGCAGGGGUACUAGCGCAAGAAGCUUUUGAGCAACCAGAUUUCAACGUAACUCGAGCACUACUUAAUAAUGGAGUCGAUAUCUCAGUUAUUCCAGAACUGGCUGGAUCUGUCGAAAGAUCUUCAGUGAGCAGUUGCGCAUGUAAGUCGCUCAAACUUCUAUUUGCGGACGAUCAGGUCGAAACCCAAGGCGAACCAGCUUACGCAGCCGUCAUCGACUAUUUCUGGUCAACGCAACAGAAAGAUCCAGCGCCAUAUUGUAUUUUCAAGCCUGAAAAGGCUACGCAAGUUUCAACGCUGGUCCUUCUGGCUCGUCUUACGCAGUGCCCGUUCGCCAUAAGAAGUGGAGGGCAUGCUGCAUUUGUGGGAGCGUCUAGCAUUGAUGGUGGUAUUACUGUGACCUUUGAGAGAAUGAAGGGCAUCACACUUUCUGAUUCCGACAAGAAAGUUGCAUCGAUUGAGCCUGGCAACCUCUGGUACGACGUCUAUACCACUCUUGCAGUUGAUAAUCUUGCUGUUGUCGGUGGCCGUGUCUCGACGAUAGGUGUUGGUGGACUUACACUCGGAGGGGGCAUUUCGUUCUUCGCGAAUACAUACGGAUGGGCAUGCGAUAACGUAGCUUCGUUCGAAGUAGUCACCGCGUCAGGCAUCAUUGUGACUGCUAGUCCUACCUCGUUCCCCGAUCUCUACUGGGCUCUGCGAGGUGGCGGGAAUAAUUUUGGCAUCGUCACUCGAUUCGAUUUGGAGACGUUCUCUCACGGCUCAGAAAUGUUUGGCGGCCAGCGCCAGUUCUUCGAAGAUUCCUUCCCAGCAGCCAUCGACGCAUUUCACAACCUCGGUGUCAAUUCUGCAGACGAUCCUAAAGCUACGCAGUUCCUUGCGGUCACGCUGUACCAAGGCGUGAAGUUGGCAGUUGCAGAGCUGGAACAUGCAGACCCUAUAGUCGACGCACCGAUCUUUGCGGAAUACAGAGCAGUUCCUGCAUUUGCUGAUACUACUGGUAUCAAAACUUUGGCAAAUCUGACCGAGCAGUUAAACAACAACAACCCCAAAGGGUACCGCGAAACAUAUUGGACUGCAUCCUCGAAGCUCGACAAGCAGAUGGUCGAGUUUGUAGUCAACACCACAUUCGAAGAGUUUGCGAAAAUUGCAGACGUAACAGGCUUGGUGCCCUCGAACACGCUGCAAAUCAUAACUGUUCCGCAACUUGAGCAGAUGGCCCGCAAAGGAGGAAAUGCACUUGGCCUCUCACCUCCUGAUGGACCUAUCUUUCUCAUCAACCCGGCGUGUCGCUGGGACAAGGUCGAAGACGAUGCACGUGUGCUGGCUGCAAACGCCAACAUCGUCAAACGUAUGGUUGCUGAAGCAGAGAGGCGGGAUCUUACCCAUGAAUAUCUGUACAUGAACUAUGCAUCCCAGUUCCAGCAUGUUAUCGGGAGUUAUGGUGAUGUCAAUGGCCGAGAGUUGAAGGCUGUGUCGGCGAAAUAUGAUCCUACUGGAGUGUUCCAGAAAUUGCAGCCAGGGUACUUCAAACUGGCUGGACCACCGGUUGCAGAUUGGCCAAAACCUAUACGAUGA